Molecule: messenger RNA, 1102 nt
Organism: Fusarium oxysporum Fo47
Lineage: Eukaryota; Fungi; Ascomycota; Sordariomycetes; Hypocreales; Nectriaceae
Product: YqaE/Pmp3 family membrane protein
Exons: 2
Coding region: 327-671 (114 amino acids)
Cellular component (GO): membrane
Source: RefSeq, a predicted model, not a curated record
GUUGGAGGCUUCGCCACAAGACGGUUUCUUGGGAUUUGUCACGGCAAAUUUUAUGCCGACGUGGCCUACGUCAUAGCUUCCCUGGCGUUACAAUCAAGAAUACCGAUGUAUCUAGAUGUUCGUGACAGGUAGCGAAGGCCUCAUUACUUGGUAUUAUUUACGUGGCGCGCAUUUUCGACGACUUCUGCGACGACCCUACUUGUUUAUUUUCUCUCUCUUUCAGUUACAUUUUCUCUCAGCUAUCAGAACGAGAACUUGCGACUUCUUGAGUCACCGACACAACUACCUCUAAACUUCUCUCAACCUUGCAUCAACAGGUUGCAACCAUGGGUGCUAUUUCUGCCGUCUUCCUUAUCCUCAUCACGAUUUUCUGUCAGUCACAGACUCCUCCUGAUCGCACAAUGCAAAGCAAAACUAAUGUAGUCGCAGUCCCUCCCAUCGGCGUCUGGGCCGUUGCAGGAUGUGGAAUGGAUCUGUUCAUCAACAUCUGCUUGACCCUUCUUGGCUUCCUUCCAGGUCAUAUCCAUGCCUUCUACCUUGAGUACAUCUACUACGACCGCCGAGAACAGGCGCGCGAGGGUCGUUUUGCGACUGGACCUGCGCCUGGCAUUUACUCCGACAACGUGCAGACUGGCGGACAGGGCUAUGGAACAAUGGGACGCGCAGCAUAAAGUGAAUAGAAGUUGGUGGUAAUCGACUCUAGUUAUUGGCUGUCUUGGAAUUCAGGCGAAGUUGUUUGCAUCAACUGGGUGUUGCAUAUUCGCCGACAUCGGCAGCAAUAAAGGUGGUGCAAGGAGCUGAUGCCUGCCUAACCUUUGGGUUAUAUACAGAGUGAUGUGGUUUGUUGUUAAAUCAACUGGUCUGGUGUGAGAAUGGUGACGCAGUGUCAAUACGAUAUUAGUACGCUGAUGUUGAAAGACAUGUGGUACGUCUUAGAGAAUGUUGAAUUCAAGUUGGAUUUCGAUAUUCGUCCAUGCUGGUAAAGGGAAGGGGUUGAAACUCCAAUCAUAGAGAGAGGAUACCACAACGCCUGUAUGUAUAGUCCGUAUUAUUAAAUAUCUCUGUAUGUAGAAUCGAAUAACAUUAGGAACGUACUGGGAAC